This is a messenger RNA of Mytilus trossulus (common blue mussel), 1104 nucleotides long. RefSeq lists its product as uncharacterized. NCBI's taxonomy places the organism in Eukaryota, Metazoa, Mollusca, Bivalvia, Mytilida, Mytilidae. The coding region runs from base 53 to 757 and encodes 234 amino acids. Gene Ontology annotation, molecular function: protein binding. The record is from RefSeq and is a predicted model, not a curated record. The transcript is spliced from 4 exons.
AUAAAGGUUAAGUUUUAAUGGUAAUUUCAUUUUGGAUAGCUCCAACAAGGACAUGAUGAGAGUUGGUAUAAGCUUCGCGACGUUUUUGAUUUGUUUUACAAAAGUGACGUCACUUAAAGACUAUAAUUUUAAAUUGCAAUGCGGUAGUAAACCAAUCCAGAUAACUAAUGGUGCCAUUACACUGUCAUAUUCUUCAACAUCACCCAUAGCUUACAAUACAACAUGUACUGUCAGAGUAUUUAGUCCUAUCUCAAAGUAUCCGGCCAAUGUUAUAGCCUAUUUUAGAACAUUUACCACAGACUACAGUCAGAAUUGUGUAAAUUCACGAAUGGAGAUAUUUGAUAGCUUGGAAACCACUGGAAGAGCUAUUACAGGACAAAACGGUUUGUGUGGAACUAAAACCAUGGUUGCAUUAUACUACAAUUCAUCACAGCCUUACAUGACCUUCAGGUUUAGAGAUGUUAAAAGGAUUUCACAUUUCCAAAUUACUCUCACGGCAGCACAUACGGGUACUUGUGAAAACAACGAGUUUAGAUGCACUAAUGGCUUCUGUAUAGACAACAGACUAGUCUGUAAUGGGUAUAACAACUGUGGAAAUAGAGAUGACCAGGUCACGUGUGAUGUUUUGGUUUUAACAGCUGGAGCCAUUGUUGGUAUUGUUGUCGGUGUCUUAGUGACUAUUAUAGCAAUCCCCUUAUGUUUCAUAUACCUUAUUUGUCGACCACGACGGAGCCGAAUGGUGUAUAGACAAAUGUAAUGCUAGAAUACAAAUUCAAAUUUAUUUUUUUCUACUUGAUUCGUUUAAAGUUUUUAAGUAGUAGUAUGUUGUUAAAUGCAUGCAUGCAUGGAAUUAAAGAUAUAUUGUUUGCAUGGAAAUUCACACAAAAAGGAAUAUAUACACUUUAGUUGACAUAUACUAGAUCUGUUUAAAAGAGUCUUGAGAGUUCUCUGAAUGGAGCUCUGUCAGGGUGGAAUGGAAGUAUUUCACCAUCUUAGAUUGUAAAUUUGCAGAUGGCAAUAGGUUUAGAGUUUCAAUCAAAUAAGCAAAUGUUGCUGUAGCACAGCCGAUUAUUGAUCAGAAUGUACAUCUAAACAAAUAAAUGU